AUGUUGCCUACACAAGUGAUGCCCGCAGAGGACGCCGUGCUUCUUUUCGACGCCGGAGCUGCUACGGCGCAAGGCGGACGUGUAUCCCAAGAAGAUCGCCAUGUAAUCCUCCUACCGAACCAGUUUCCGCCUACAAAAUCAACUGACAAAUUCGCCUUGUUUGCGACCUAUGACGGGCACGGCUCCGCAGACGUAUCCGAACACGUCCGCCAAAACCUCCCUGAUCUCCUCGUCAAACGCCCCGAAUUCGAAAGUGGAGACUACGAAACCGCAAUCAUCAAGUCCUUCGAAGACGAGGAUGGGCUGUUGCUUCGCUCGGUUAUGGAAGAUAAUACCGGGCCCGUCAUAGCGGGCUCGACGGUGGCGUUGUGUCUGGUUAAUCUGACGAAGGGGGUGAUGGUAAUUGGGAAUGUGGGCGAUUCGCAUAUCUUUCUUGCGAGACGGGAUGAUGGGUCGGAGUUUAUUACGCGGCAGGAACGCUUGACUGUAGAGCACAAGCCAAAUGAGCCGUCGGAAAAGAGUCGGAUUGAGAAGGCUGGUGGUGCAGUGCAUAUAUACGGAGGAACCGCUCGACUCGGAACCCUAAACAUGUCCCGCGCCCUAGGUGACCUCCAGUACAAAAACCCCAUCAACAGCCUCAACAUCAACGGCGGCACCAAAAAGGCCAAACGCGCAAAUGCCAGCGGCUCCAAGGUCAGAGGCAACAUCCUCUCCAACGAGGCAUAUGUGCGAACCAUCGAGCUCGAUGAGAAGAGUCGAUAUGCACUGCUAUGUUGUACGGAUGGCGUCACGGAUGUUACAGACGAAAAAGCGCUUAUGAAGGAAGUGGUGAGUGAUUUUGUGGUGGGCAGGAGGGCAACCGAUAUCGCGCGGAUGGUUACAAAGGCGACGGGGGAGCAGCCACAGAGCGAUAAUUGUACGUGUGUGAUUGCGUUUUUGGAUGGAGUGAAAGCGUUGAAGUAG
This is a messenger RNA of Talaromyces marneffei, 963 nucleotides long. RefSeq lists its product as uncharacterized. Gene Ontology annotation, molecular function: protein serine/threonine phosphatase activity. Lineage: Eukaryota; Fungi; Ascomycota; Eurotiomycetes; Eurotiales; Trichocomaceae. The transcript has 5 exons. Bases 1 to 963 code for a protein of 320 amino acids. Gene Ontology annotation, biological process: protein dephosphorylation. The record is from RefSeq and is a predicted model, not a curated record.